Messenger RNA from Pseudozyma flocculosa PF-1, 459 nucleotides. RefSeq lists its product as uncharacterized. Gene Ontology annotation, cellular component: cytosol. The transcript is spliced from 3 exons. The record is from RefSeq and is a predicted model, not a curated record. NCBI's taxonomy places the organism in Eukaryota, Fungi, Basidiomycota, Ustilaginomycetes, Ustilaginales, Ustilaginaceae. Bases 1 to 459 code for a protein of 152 amino acids.
AUGUCGCAACCGCUCUACGCCGUGGCAGACUUUUGCCUGAUCCCCAUGGGGACGCCAACCACCUCGGUGGGCGAGUACAUCACCGAGUGCCAGCGCGUGCUCGAGUCGAUGAAGGACGACGGCAUCCGCUACGAAGUGCAUGGCUAUGGCACCAACCUCGAAGGCAGCUUCCCGGUAGUCUGCAAGGCCAUCGAGCGGUGCCAUGAAGCGGUGCACAAGCUCGGCGCGCUCCGGAUCGCCACCGACAUCCGCAUCGGCACCCGGACCGACAAGCCGCCACCGACCUUUGACGCAGCAGCGCCCGGCUCGCAGGGAUCCUCGGCGAAAGCGGAGGAAGCGGCCGCCGCUGGCGGCGGUGGCAAUGCCGAUGACUGGAGCCGCGGCCUCACCGAGAACCAGCGCAGAAAGGAGAGCGUCCUCAGGCGUCUCCACGCCGACGAGGCCAAGGGCUCGGCGUGA